AUGACUACAGCAGACGAGUACAAGGCAGAAGGAAACAAAUAUUUUGCAGCUAAGGAAUUUGAAAAGGCAAUCGAUUCAUUCACCAAGGCCAUUGAAGCUUCUCCCGAGCCAAACCAUGUUCUUUACUCAAAUCGUUCCGGUUCUUAUGCCUCAUUAAAGGAAUUUGGCAAAGCCCUUGAAGAUGCGGACGAAUGUGUCAAGAUCAAUCCAUCUUGGGCUAAAGGUUAUAAUCGUGUUGGAGGUGCCCAAUUUGGAUUGGGUAAUUUUGAGGAUGCCAAAAAGGCAUAUGAGAAAUGUCUCUCAAUAGAUCCGCAAAAUGCUCAGGCUAAAGAAGGUUUGAAAUCAAUUGAGAAUGCCAUUAAAGCAAGAAACUCAUCCGAUGAUAUGGGAUUGGGUAAAUUAUUCCGUGAUCCAAACUUGAUUAAUAAAUUGAAGAGCAAUCCAAAGACCAGUAAGUUGAUGGAGGAUCCGGCAUUAGUGGCCAAGCUUUUGGAGAUUCAAGCUAACCCACAAGUAAAUGCUAUGCAAUUGAUGUCCGACCAGAGAUUGAUGACUAUCAUUGCCUCAUUGAUGGGUAUUGACAUGGAUUUCACUGAACCACCAUCCAACAAGGAUGAAGAAUCAAAAAGUACUUCAAAAACCGAAGAACAAACUAAAGCAGAAGAGCAAAAGCAAAACGUGGAAGAAACACCAAAAACUACCUCUGCAUCUGCAUCUACAUCUGCAUCUGCACAAGAGACCAAAAAAGAGGAACCUAGUGAAGACAAGGAUGUUGAAAUGGAAGAUGCAUCGUCAUCUAGCAAAGCUGAGGCUGAUCAAGCAAAAGCUGAAGGAAACACUCUUUACAAGCAACGCAAAUUCGAUGAAGCAAUUGCUUGUUAUGACAAAGCCUGGGACUUGCACAAGGACAUCACAUACCUUAACAAUAAAGCUGCUGCAGAAUAUGAAAAGGGAGACUACGAUGCAGCCAUCAAGACAUGUAACCAAGCCGUGGAUGAAGGUCGUGACAUGCGUGCAGACUAUAAACUUAUUGCCAAAUCUUUUGCUCGUUUAGGUAACACUUAUUUGAAGAAAGAUGACUUGCCACAAGCCGUCAAAUAUUUCGAUAAGUCCCUUACUGAGCAUCGUACCCCUGAUGUUUUGAACAAAUUGCGUUCAACUCAACGUGAGAUCAAGAUUAGAGAAGCAGCAGCAUACAUAAACCCUGAAAAAGCUGAGGAAGCUCGUCUUGAAGGUAAACAGCAUUUUACCAAUGCCGACUGGCCUGCUGCUGUGAAAGCAUAUUCAGAAAUGAUUAAAAGAGCACCUGAGGAUGCCAGGGGUUACUCCAACCGUGCUGCGGCUCUUAUCAAGCUUCUCUCGUUUCCAGAUGCGAUCAAAGACUGUGAUCUUGCUAUUGAAAAAGAUCCAAACUUUAUUCGUGCGUACAUCAGAAAAGCCAACGCUCAAUUAAUGAUGAAAGAAUAUACACAUUGCAUGGAAACUUUAAGCGAAGCCCGCCAAAAGGACUUGGAACACAAUAACGGUGCCAACCAACACGAAAUCGACCAAUUGUUCAACAAAGUCACAUAUCAAAGAUUCCAAAAUAUUGAAGGUGAAACCCCAGAACAAACUAUGGAGAGAGUCAGUAAAGACCCAGAAAUUGUUUCCAUCUUGCAGGAUCCAGUUAUGCAAAAUAUCUUGGCCCAAGCUAGAGAUAAUCCUGCUGCAUUGCAGGAUCAUAUGAAAAACCCUGAUGUUGCAAAGAAGGUUAACUUGUUGAUUGCAGCUGGUGUUAUUCGUACUAGAUAA
Molecule: messenger RNA, 1791 nt
Organism: Lodderomyces elongisporus
Lineage: Eukaryota; Fungi; Ascomycota; Pichiomycetes; Serinales; Debaryomycetaceae
Gene: STI1
Product: Hsp90 cochaperone
Exons: 1
Coding region: 1-1791 (596 amino acids)
Molecular function (GO): Hsp90 protein binding
Source: RefSeq, a predicted model, not a curated record